Molecule: messenger RNA, 1762 nt
Organism: Schistosoma margrebowiei
Lineage: Eukaryota; Metazoa; Platyhelminthes; Trematoda; Strigeidida; Schistosomatidae
Source: the annotation of a GenBank genome assembly
UAUUGAUGCACUUGAAGGUUAAUGUACUAAAUUCAGUAUAGGCGUAACUCUCCUGUACACUAUGGUUCCCCCUUCGUUCUCGGAUCUUGGUAAAGAUGCACGGGACUUACUCUUUAAAAAGUUUUAUUUUGGACUGUAUAAUAUUCACUGCACGACAAAGAGAAAUGACAUUGAAUUUAAAGCCAAUAUUAGUGAUGGACCUAAACCAAAUAAGAUGCAUUUCAACCUGCAAGAAAAGUUCUCCUUUCCACAAUAUGGUCUAACUAUGACGAAAAAAUGGUCUUCCAACAAUCUAGUUGAUGGAGAAAUAGUAUUUGAAGACAAAUUAGUCGACGGGUUGAAACAAACUUUUCAAAUUUCUCGCGACCCUUUUCAAAAUUGUUUUCACGCCAAUUUAAUCAAUUCUUUUCGAAACAAGCAUGUGAAUUCUAACGUCGAAAUGUUCUUCAAGUCUGCUAUCCCUGAUUUGUCCCCAUCUUUUGUUUUUAAUUACCAAGGCUAUUUGGUUGGUGCAGAUCUUAAAUUGGAUUGUACAAAUCAAAUUUUACAGAAAGCUAAUUUUUCUGUCGGUUACACAGUACAAGAUUUUAGUUUUCAUGGUUUAAUUACAAAUUGGGGUAAACAAUUUUCAGCCAGCAUCUUUCAACGUAUAACUGAUCGACUGCAUAUAGCAGGUUCAAUUACAUGGAAACGUGUUCCAGAUGAAACUGUUUGGGCUGUUGGAUCACAAUAUAUAUUAGAUAAUCAGAAAAAACAUUCUGUGAAAUUGAGAUUAGAUCAUUUAAAUCAGAUUAGUUUAGCUUUUACAACAUAUUUAUCAAAAAGUCUUCAAUUGACAUUGAGUGGAGUGUUCAAUGGUCCAGAUUUAACAAAAAUGGGUAUUGGUUUAGAAUUGAAUACUUAAAAUCUUUAUGAAUAUAUUAAUUUUUUCUAUAAAUUAAAAUAAACAAUAUAAAACUAUGUAUCAAUUUAAUAGAUUGAAAACAAUUGUGAAUGAAUUAGUUCACUUUCUUUUUGCCCCGGUCUCAUUGUUACAAUCAUUCUUUCAUUAAAUACAAAAGUAUUAGUUAUUUAGAUUGUUAAUGUUGAACAUUUAUUCUCUCAUUUCAUGCAUAGUUAUGUUGCUUUUUUAUUGUUCAACUGUUUUCUUUCCAUCACCACCACUACCACCACUUCCCAACUAUUUAGUUCAUAUACUGACACUACAUUAUCCAAGUGUAUAUGAUCUUUUGUAGGAGGUUAUGGGCAAAGAUGGAUAUUGUCUAGCAGUGGAAUCCAGGACUUGCGUAUCUUCCUAUUUGGAAAUCGUCAGCUGGAUACACCUGCAUUUCAGAGGUGAUGUUCACUCCUAAACUCGAAUCCAGUACCGUUCGCUUCAAACGCCAACCUGCUGUCCACUUAGCUACUAAGUCCUAAAUGGAUAACUCGAUAGUGUCAAUUGCACACUCAUGUUUUACAUCUGCUCUUUACUCGACAGCAUAAUGUGUUUGACAACAAGAAAGUAUGGUCGAAGUGAUUUAGAAGAUAUCACUGCCAAAACAGGAAUAUAUUAUCUUCGAUAAACCGUAUUCGUUUGACCUGAACACAACAUGUACUCCCUUCGUCCUCUCAAAACUGUUCACAUUGAGAACUGUUACUUGACGAUCCAGUCAGCAAUAUUUGUUUGAAUAUCACAUACAAUCAUCACAUCUAUUUGAAUUCUAAUCUAAUAUGCGUUUUCACAUAAGAAAUAUUUUUCUAAAAUUAACAAUAAUGAUGAUAA